Striga asiatica is the source of this 3103-nucleotide messenger RNA. The record is from the annotation of a GenBank genome assembly. Lineage: Eukaryota; Viridiplantae; Streptophyta; Magnoliopsida; Lamiales; Orobanchaceae.
CUUAACUCGAAUGAGAUCAAAGACAUUUUCAUCAAACCAGAAAGGAUUUUCACAGUAGAGAAGAAGAAGAAAACAGAGGCAAAAAUGCUUCACCUCGACCAACCGCCAUUGGCUCGAUCGACGCUCUUCGUUUUAUUUAUUUUUUCCUGCACAUGUCUAUCGCGUGCUCACAAUUCAGAUUUCACUAUAACAAAAGGCAGAUCAUUGAUGGGCAUUAAGGAGACGCCGGAUGGAGGAAAUGUCACCUUUGAUUGUUCUCCUUCGGGCCCUUGCAUACCCUGCUCGCGCUCUGAAAAGAAUGAUGAAAAGUAUCGUUGUAGCGAAACUGUAUAUCGCAUUCGUUUGAAAUGCAUUCCCUCUAAAGCUGAUUCGAAGGAUUCGAAAGUUUCGGAAGCACACAAGACAAGAUCUAUGCUUGAGCAUAGGAAUCUUGGUUCUAAUCAGCCUCGUAUGGACCGAUUUAUUUCCUCAAAAGUUCAAAGUAGGUUACUCGUUGAGUCAUCCAAAUCAAAAGGUGGAUCAGGUGCUUAUGUCACUUAUAGGAGCUGUAUACCUGCUGUAAAUGAUGAAAGAAUGUCAGUGCUAGGUUUUGAGGUAAGAUGCUGGCUUCACUAUGGAGCUUAGAGAUUGAUGAAAAAAGAUUUUUUACGUGAAAUAAUGCGCUGAGGUUAUGUAUGUGAUUUUCUGGUCACCUCAAAUAUGCAAACUAAUUUGGGUGUUAUCGAAUUUCCGCCAUGCCAUUAGAAACUUGUGAAGAUGGCGUUAUGGCAGUUGCAAUGGCGACUGCUAUUGCUGGAUUUUAGCCUGCCCCCAUUUUCUGCCAUCCGCCAUUGAUAACAUCAAUUUGAAUGUGUUAGAGGAUUAUUUCCACAUAAACUGUUUUGUUAGAGAUAUCAAUUUUAUUGACAUAGUAGAUGCAUGGGACAGGACUCGUUUGAAUGGUUAUGGUAUUAUGCCAGGCUUGGGAAAAAGAAAAAAAAAAAAUUAUGCUGUGUACUUUCAUAUAAAAGGUGAAACAGGUAACCUAGCUUUUUUAAAGGUAAUCCCUUUUUGUCAAAAAUGGUAGAAAAGAAUUGUACGAGGUGAGCGGGUUUGCUUUCUAUUUUGUGAGUUAAUAAUUUAACUCGUGAGGCUGGAAAAAUGUUGCAAGGGAUGGUAGAGAGUGAAUUUAGAAGAAAAUGGAUUAUAAAUUAGUUGGAAAAAACCUGUACUUUAACUCAGAUGUUCGUUUGUUCUUAUGCUUGGAAACUUACAAAAAGCCAAUUCUAAUUGAUGAAUUUUUUCAAAGAAUGAAUCCUUGCCAGGUCGAGAAGAACUUAUAUUUGGGCUUGGGCUAAUUAUAUGAAACAUGUACUUAAUGGGAUGUAUCUGAAAUGAUGACGUUCAACUGUAGUGGUGUGACUUGUAAGAAGUAAAAAAUCAGGGAAUAGUUCGAGAACGGUUGUGCUUAUGCAGGGAUACCUAUAUGUUAGAAUAAUGUAUGUAAAUAAAUGUCAAGCAAUAGCUUAGAGAAAGGUGGCAUUAUAUAUUGGGAAUGAUGCAAAGAAAAUACUGAACUUUCUCUCUUUUUUUUCUUCUUUAGUGAUGCUUGUGGUGACUCUUGAUAGAGUACAGUGGGUGGGGGCCUCAUGCAGAUGCUCUAUGCAAUAAUAUUGAGAUAAAGUUUCAUUGAUCAGGGAUUUCUUAAUUAUGAAAGUCGAUAAAUUAGUUGCCAUCAUCAAUUUGCAUGAGAGAUGACAAGUUGAUGUUUAUUUUAAACUUUUUUUUUUUUUCUGGUAGUUUGAGGUUGUGAAGUGAGUAUGUACUUGGAAUUGGGUUUUAAUUAUGCACCUUUCUUUAUUAGUCUUUAUUUUGAUAUGGUGUGAAACUGAUGAAAGAGAAUUGCAUUUGGAGGCCGCAUAAAUGUGUCCAUGUUUAUAUGCCAUAUGAUGGAGAAAGGGCUCCCAAUUGAUUGCCAUAAACUAUUUUGAAAGGAGAUAAAAGCCAACAGCUUUAGUAUAGAUAACAUUAAGUCGUGCGUCUCGUACUCGACUAUAAGUUAUUUUCAUUGCAUAAUCAUAUGCCAUUAUUUUCUACUUCUGAAUUUUGAGUUGAUUCACCAAGUUCCUGAUAUGAAAUAAGAUUUCAUUUAUGUGCAGGCACUUAUGUUAGCUAUGCUAAUAAGCAGUGGCUCUUUUAUAUACUUCAGACGAAAGAGAAGUAGUGCUGCAGUCGGUAGUGGGCCAAUGAGACUAUCUUCUAAUUCUAGGUUCUAAAUCUACACUGUGAUUUCUACUUAUAGGAACUCAUCUUUUCCCCUCUUCUUCUAUUUUCUUCUUUUAUCCUUUAUUUGGUUGCUUUCUUUCCUUUUUUUUUUCUUUUUCCUAGUUGUUUUUUUUAAUCUAACGAGUGUUGUAAGUUAUGGCCAAAAUCCAUAUUUUUGUCAUAUCGUCAUUUCCCUUGUAAUCAAGUGCCUUAUAGUGCAAUGAGUAUUGACUGGGUGACUUUUAAAUUGGCUUUACACGCGAUAGAUGUGGUUUAUUAUUUGAAGUGGCAAGAUACUUGGUCUUUGGGUUGAUUUGAUGUUUAUAGUUGUACUUUCUGUUGAUAGCAUAUGUUGUAGCCUCUAUUUCAGUAGUAAAAUAUUACCAUCUUACUUGGUCAUGUACUGUUGUUUAUUUUUAUUCUCUUUUUUAGGGCCGUCAUGUUUCAAAUUCCAGGCAUCAUCAAUCUUACGGCUUUUUUUGUAACUAGAAACAGAUUUGAGUGUGUUUUUCCUUUUAAGGUUUCAAAUCUCAGGCUGCAACCUUACAUCAUUUUUUUAGCUAGAAAUGUAGUUUAGUGGACUCGCAGGCAUCUCUCCUCGGCUUCAACAGGAUCUAAGAUGUGAACUUUGACUAGAUCGAAUCAGUGAUUGUGGAACUCGGCCCAGCAUGGUAUAUCUGAAGUGGCCCGAGAAUAAACGAGGAAGAUGUAACAAGAACUUGAUAAAGAAGGAUCUGUUGCAUGAGUCAUGACAAUCGCUUUUAAAGAAGGGAAAUUUACACAUUUAGACUCCCUAUAAUAAAUAUUUACACAUUUACGUUCCGUAUAAAUUUUUAUGGGAUUUGGAUGUAUUUNAUCU